Messenger RNA from Rhodotorula graminis WP1, 330 nucleotides. RefSeq lists its product as uncharacterized. The record is from RefSeq and is a predicted model, not a curated record. The annotation marks the transcript as partial. The transcript has 2 exons. Lineage: Eukaryota; Fungi; Basidiomycota; Microbotryomycetes; Sporidiobolales; Sporidiobolaceae.
CUCGACGUCCUCCAGGUCAGCAAGCGCUGCGCCGGCAUCACCUCGUCUCGCCUGCGGGUCCGCCCUCGCACGCUCUUGGCUGACGCAGACGACCUCGAGGCCAUCGGCUCGCCGACGAAGAGGGCGCGCCGAGCGUGACCUCGUCGACGAGGCGCCGUCGCAGUUCGACCUUCUCAACGCCGACGACCUUCUUCCUCUCGUUCGGCAUCUGCCUCGACACCGCCCAUCCUCUCGCACUAUUCAUCGUUGGACUCUAGACCCUCUCCUCGCGCCCUGUAGAGAGCCGCCUCGCCCCGAGCUCAGUAGACCUUAGCAAUGCAUACCCGUCCU